Molecule: messenger RNA, 2548 nt
Organism: Phyllostomus discolor (pale spear-nosed bat)
Lineage: Eukaryota; Metazoa; Chordata; Mammalia; Chiroptera; Phyllostomidae
Product: NACHT, LRR and PYD domains-containing protein 1-like
Exons: 4
Coding region: 86-2344 (752 amino acids)
Biological process (GO): regulation of inflammatory response
Cellular component (GO): cytoplasm
Source: RefSeq, a predicted model, not a curated record
CUCCCUUCCCCCAAAACCAUCCAUUGGCAGAUUCCCUGGGGCUUACGAAGUGGGUUCUCAAUGCCAAACAGCAGUUUACCAGGUGAUGAUAACAACCCCAGUGGAGUCUUGCACUGGGAGGUGGUUGGUCCCAAGGAUGAGUGCUAUUCUCUGCCUGUCUGAUGCCCCUCACUACACCCCUUCCCCAGAGAUCAGUCCUAAUGCCCUCAGAGCCAGGACUGAGAAGUCCAGGUGGGCAGACAAGGCCCUUCUUGCAAACCAGGUCGGGGAAGCAGAGAUGGCAGAUAGUGUCCAGCAGCAGCUGGCACAAACCUUGGAGUUAAUGACGAAGGAGCAGCUGAAGGAGUUCCAGCAGUUGCUGCAUGACCAGGAUCUCUGCAAGCAGUCUCCUGGUGUGCCCACAACCCAACCAGAGAAGGUGGAUAGCAUGGAGGUGGCCUCACUCCUGGUGGCUCAAUAUGGGGAGCAGCAGGCCUGGGACCUGGCCCUGCAGACCUGGGAGCAGAUGGGCCUGAAUGAGCUGUGUGCCCGAGUCCAGAAAGAGGCAACCUUGGAGUCAGGAAUCACAGAAAAAUACUCUAAAGAAAGUGGAGAGAUGCCCUGCCACACACGGUCAUGGAAAAAUGAGGAUAUCCAACAAAAAUUCACACAGCUACUACAGCGAUCUCGACCCAGAGGCUAUGAUUUUCCACUCUGGAUGAGGAAACAUGGGGGUACAGAUGAUCACAAACAUUUGAUUGGGGUCGGAGAAUUAUUUGGCCCAGGCCACGGUACCCAAGGAAAGCCUCUCACAGUCAUACUGCAUGGGGUUGCUGGAAUUGGAAAGUCAACCCUGGCCAGGCAAGUGAGGAGAGCCUGGGAAGAAGGCAGGCUGUACAGGGACAGCUUCCAGCAUGUCUUCUACUUUAACUGCAGAGAGCUGGCCCAGUCCAGGACACUGAGUCUUGCUGAGCUCAUCUCAAAAGACUGGGCUGGCCCUGCAGUUCCCAUUGGAAAGAUCCUAUCUCAGCAGAAGAAUCUACUCUUCAUUCUUGAUAACUUGGAUGAACCAAAAUGGGACUUGAAGCAGCACAGUUCUGAGUUCUGUCUGCACUGGAGCCAGCAGCAGCAGGUGCACACACUGCUGGGCAGUUUGCUGAAGAAAAUCUUAUUUCCUGGGGCUUCCCUGCUCAUCACAGCUCGGAUCACAGCUCUGGGGAAGCUCAUCCCUUCUUUAAAGCAGCCACGCUGGGUGGAGGUCCUGGGAUUCUCUGAGUCAGCCAGGAGGGACUAUUUCUACACAUACUUCACAGAUGAAAGUCAAGCAAUUAAAGCCUUCAGCUCAGUUGAAUCAAACCCGGCACUCUUGACCAUGUGUGUCAUGCCCUUGGUGUCCUGGCUGGUCUGCACUUGCCUAAAGCAGCAGAUUGAUAAGGGGCAAGAACUCUCACUGACCUGCCAGACGAUCACUGCCCUCUGUCUGCACUACUUUUUCCACAUUCUCCAAGUUCAGUCCCUCGGGACUAAGCUGUGGGACUUCUGCUCUCUGGCUGCUAAGGGCACCAGGCAAGGAAAGACCCUGUUCUUCCCAGAGGACCUCAAAAAACAUGGGUUAGAUGAGGACAUCACCUCCACUCUCUUAAAGAUGGCUGUUCUUCAGGAGGACCCCACCUCUCUAAGCUACAGCUUCAUGCACCUGUGUUUCCAGGAGUUCUUUGCAGCAAUGUCCUAUGCUUUAGGGGAUGAGUUAAUAAGCAUCAAAAGUAUGAAAGACUUGGUAGGACAAUAUGAGAUGGUUUCUGUGUUUGGGGAACCAAGCACAUGUUUUUUAUUUGGCCUUUUUAGUGAGCAGGGGAUGAGAGAGAUGGAGAGCAUCUUCAAAUGCCAACUGUCUUGGAAGAAGCGUGACAACCUGCUAAAAUUGGCCAAGAAACAAGUCAACCGCACACAGCAGAACCUACAGCCAUCUUGUUGGGACUUGCUCCACUCUUUUUAUGAGAUUCAGAAUGAAAGUUUUCUGACAGAAGUGAUGUCCAGUGUCCCUGAAAUGCGUAUAUGUGUCCAAACUGACAUGGAGCUCCUGGUGUUCACUUUCUGCAUUAAAUUCAGCCAGCUUCUGAAGAGGCUUAAACUGAAUGAGGGUGGACUGCACGGAGAAGCACAAAGGCCUUCACAUGUCAUUCUGUUCAGCUUGGGCCCAUUUACAGAUGCCUGGUGGCAGAUUUUCUUCUCCAUUUUCUCUGUUGAUGGGAGCCUGCAGGAGCUGGACCUGAGUGGAAACUUCCUGAGCUACUCUGCAGUACAGACUCUCUGUGAGGCCCUGAAAAGUCCUCACUGCCACCUGAAGACCCUGAGGUCUCCAUGAGACUUACAACAAGGGGAGAAAUGGGCAGCAGCAGCUGAUCCUGGGCUAACUCCCUGAACUUGUCUCCAAGGCCCCAUUUCUCUCUGACUCUCCAGUGAGCUGACAGCAGCCCCUCCUUGGCUCAUUUCUUCCCCCUAAUGUUUUCAGAGAGCCAAAGCAGCCCCUCUAGGCUUUCUGCUCUUGCUUCUUCUAGUGCAACCCCUU